Messenger RNA from Chenopodium quinoa (quinoa), 789 nucleotides. RefSeq names its product 15.4 kDa class V heat shock protein-like. Bases 190 to 588 code for a protein of 132 amino acids. The record is from RefSeq and is a predicted model, not a curated record. The transcript is spliced from 2 exons. NCBI's taxonomy places the organism in Eukaryota, Viridiplantae, Streptophyta, Magnoliopsida, Caryophyllales, Amaranthaceae. Gene Ontology annotation, biological process: response to salt stress; response to hydrogen peroxide; response to heat.
AAACAACUCGAUUACCAAAUCUACAACUUGUAAGCUUUGAUGUUGAUACCACAUCCACCUCCCAACUUGGCCUAUAAAAAAGGACACCCUCCCAAAUCCUUGUGCCCCUCCUUAACAGAACCCUACUGUUAGUCUCUGCAUUCGCAUACCAUUAACCUCAAAAAACCAAAACAAAUCAAAUCAAUAAGAAUGGAGAUUUCCCCAUUUCAUCCUUAUUCUUGGGACAUUCUUUACAAUCCAUACAUGUUCUUACCAUACUUCCAUAAGCCUGAAAACUAUGUACACUGGAGAGAAACUCCUGAUUCUCAUGUCUACUCUGCUGACCUUCCAGGGGUGAGGAAAGAAGACAUUAAGGUGGAACUAGAGGACUUAAAGUACCUAAUAAUACGAACCGAGGCCAGUGAUGACACCGUUGAUCCUCCGAGGAGGUUCAUGAAAAAGUUCCGGCUUCCGGGAAGAGUUGAUCUUGAUGGAAUAUCAGCUGGGUAUGAGGAUGGUGUUCUUACAGUAACUGUGCCUAGGAGAGGUUUUUUCAUUGAUCCUGCUGUUUUAGUUAAUAGACUAGAAAUUACUGCAAGGGCUGCUUAAAUUAUUUAUUAUGUAGCAUUUCGCAUUUGAUAUUUGGUUUCUCUACAAAUGAAUGUGUUAGUUUAAUUGUUUCGAUAUGUUGAAUUUAAGCAAUUGUUCUACAAAAUUCCAUGGCUUUUUGAUACCGUUCUAUACUUGGGAGAUGUUAAAAACUACCCUGGGUUCUUCAGCCGAAAUAUAAUAGGUCAUUUCUUAAUAAAA